This is a messenger RNA of Protopolystoma xenopodis, 129 nucleotides long. The record is from the annotation of a GenBank genome assembly. Lineage: Eukaryota; Metazoa; Platyhelminthes; Monogenea; Polystomatidea; Polystomatidae.
AUGGCUCCACCCACGCCCUACCAACGCGGUGGUCGUCAAGAUGCCCGCUGGGCUGAACCUGGCCCCGGGGUCGACUCUACAGGAACCGGUAGGCAGGGUUCCAGAAGUCAUCGCCUCGGCAUGCGUCGU